AUGGCCAUUUCUGCGCCCCAGGACCUCCGUUUGUGCCCGUCGGCUAGUCUGUCGGGCCUGUCUGUGGUGCUGCUGGCGGGCCCCUUGCAAGCCCUCCACAUGUCGUCGAUGUCGCCCGAAACACCGCUACUAGCCCCCGCCGCCACGCCCAAACACGGCGCCGCCCGCCGCAAAAAGCCCCGCCGCAAGCACAUCGAGGCCCGCAGCCCGGCCCUCGACGCCGGGUUCAAAUUCGACGUCGACUUCCCCGCCGCCGGCGCCGCCCCGGCCGACACACACGAGCCCCAGGACUCGCACCUCAAGCACAGCCAGCAGAUGGCCACGUUCUUUCUCGCCUCGGCCAGUGCCGUCCGGUCCCGGUACAACAUCAUGGCCGCGGGGCCAGGGAACGCCGCCGCGCCGCGCUCCGCGGCGCAGGGAGACAAGCCGGUGCAGAUAUCGCCCGCCGUUCGGCGCCGGGCAGACCAAGUCAAGGCGUCGCUCGAGUUGAAGUUCACGUGGAUCCAGCGCAUGGCCGAGUCGGCUGAGGCAGGCCCGGCCCCCUCCCCGGGGCUCGACCGCUGCUACAACCCGCUCCAGGUGCUCCGCAACCGCGUCACCCGGAAGAAACUCCACCAGCCGAUGCCGCCGCCCGCCGCGCAUCCGUUGCCUUGCGACGCGUUUUCCUCGCACCCGCACGUGGGCAGCAAGCCCUGGAAAAUGCUCUGGGGCAUCGACCUUGGCGAGUUCGUCGCGGACUACGCCUGGCGCAAGGCCCACUGGGCCCAGCUCCGCACCCCCAGCGGCGAUCUCUGGUACCCGGGGGCGGCUCUGCCGCGUGAAACCACACCGAGACACGGCCAUGCGUCGAAGAAGCUCCACGACCGGCUCUGGAACGACUCGGACAGCAGUCGGUCCACCGACGAGCGUCUUUUGCUCGAGAUCCCGUUCCAAAGCCUGGGAAAGCAGGCGUCGGCAAAGGGCUCGCGGAGCCACUGGAGGGACCGCGCAAAACGCCUCUACGGGUCCCGCAGCUCGUCCGCCAUCGACCUCCGACCCUCUCACGAUCCGCAACAUGCACCGCUGCGCUCCUGGGAUGGCCUUUCCGCCGUGAAAAUCGCUCGUGUCGGGAUGGCCAGCUCUGCAGAUCCGUCGAGCCAGCUCCACCAGUUUAGGCUCGGUAGCGACGGAGAUUUCCGCGCGUUCAUGAGCGAGGACCAUGAUCCGACAGAUCGUGACUCGCGAGAGAUUGACCCAAUAGAAGUGGAUCCAGGACAAGCAUACCUGUACCAGGUAGAGCCUCGCCUGUCAAACUCAAAGAAGCAAGACUCUUCCCUCCAAGGCAUGGCCACCAAUGGCAUGCUCCCGCCGCCCCUGAUUGUCAUUGAUGAUGGGCACUCUUCUACCCAGCAACUGAACUCCGAUAUUCUUGAAGAAGACGAAUCAGAUGCGGACGAGACGAAGGAUGCCGCAGGAAAUAUUCACGACGUGUUUUUCGGUUCGGCCCACCAGAAAAAUCCCCUGGUGCAGCAUUUUGAGUGGAGCUCUGUUAAACUGAGCACCGAAAGCAUUGACGAGGCUGGCCCUCCAAGUGCUCUUAUCCUAGACGAACUACAGCUCCGCACAGUAGAAAAACAACUCAAACGCCUCAACGCACUUUCCCGCUUGAGACACAAUAUGCUAGGCUCGGUUUACCCAGCGCUCUUGCUGUCCACCAGCUUGAAGUUGAGCGCACUACUUCGAGACGACAUGCGCCGCUUACUCCGCUCCAUCAACCAAACCAACGCAGGUCACCUACCAGCAAGAGAAAAUAUAUACAAAGGCUACAUCGAGGAAGCCAAAAGCAUCAUGCAUCUCGCCAACGACAAUUGUGCAGUCAAAAUCGACAAUUUGUUGAGCGCUACUGACAGAUCGUACGGGGAACUAAACACGUCGUUAAUCAUGGAGUUGAGAAGAACUAAUGAAAAAUUGGACAAGCUCAGUCGCUCCUUCUUUGGGGGUGUGAUGGGCGGCUCCACCAUCGCUGAUCAGGAAGAUCAGAUCUACGACAUUACCAGCCACAAGUUACUUUACAUCGCAUUGGAGAACGUCAUUGUAGUGUUUCUUCGUCUAGUCUGGAUUGGUGCAAACAUCUGUAAGCCUGUCUUCGUGUUCAUGAAAUUCAUUUGGAAAAUGCUCACAUUGUUGUUCAGGGCGCCUCACGUUUGA
This is a messenger RNA of Metschnikowia bicuspidata var. bicuspidata NRRL YB-4993, 2187 nucleotides long. RefSeq lists its product as uncharacterized. The coding region runs from base 1 to 2187 and encodes 728 amino acids. The record is from RefSeq and is a predicted model, not a curated record. The transcript has a single exon. Lineage: Eukaryota; Fungi; Ascomycota; Pichiomycetes; Serinales; Metschnikowiaceae.